UUUGUAAUAACAAAUCACUUCAACAUGACUAUUCCGUUGCCACUGAUUCCAUCCAUCCGAGAAAUACUGAAGAUAUACCAUUUGAAUGCUAUAAAACGAUUGUCACAAAAUUUUUUGAUGGAUCAAAAUGUCUCGAAGAAACUCGUAUCAAAAGCAGGGAAACUCGAAGGGAAAAGUGUACUAGAAGUUGGUCCUGGUCCAGGUGCGCUUACCAGGCCUAUUCUAACACAGAUGCCAAAACGGGUGGUAGUUGUGGAAAAAGAUCGCAGAUUUAAACCGACUUUAGAUAUGCUGGCGGAAUCAUUUGCAGAAGUUAAUGGAAAGAUGGAUAUACUGUACGAAGACAUUAUGACAACAAACAUGGAAAGUCUAUUUCAAAUGGAAGAAAAAAGAAGCUGGGACGACAAGCCUCCGGACAUAUGUAUCAUAGGCAAUUUACCGUUUAGUGUAUCGACACACCUUAUAAUUAAGUGGCUACACGCAAUAUCCGAACGUCAAGGAGCUUGGACGUUCGGCAGGACGAAAAUGACAUUGACGUUUCAAAAAGAGGUGGCGGAACGUUUGGUGGCUCAACCAGGAGAAGAUCAACGAUGCAGGCUGUCUGUAAUGGCGCAAGCUUAUACGUAUCCACAACUUCGUUUUAUCAUACCUAGCAAAGCUUUCCUUCCAAUGCCGGAUGUCGAAGUAGGAGUGGUUACGCUCACACCGUUGGUUAAACCACACACGCAACACAAUUUUAAAUUUUUCGAGAAAGUAACGCGACACAUGUUCAGUUUCAGACAAAAGUACAGCGUACGAUGCGCGGAGACUUUAUUUCCAAUGAAUUGCCGUGAGGAAUUGAGUCUGAUGAUGUUCAAAUUGUCUCACUUAGAGCCGACCAUUAGACCGUUUCAACUCACCGUGGAUGAGAUAGACAGGCUAGCGAGUGCUUACAAGUAUUUGCUGGAGAAACAUCCGGAGCUCGAGUUGUACGAUUAUCGCGCAUCUCGGCGUGUGUUGCACUCGUCGAACACGCGAAAUGUCGUGGUGGAGGAUUAUGCGGAGACGGAAGAAGCGAGUAUCUAACCUAAAAGGAUGAUUUAUAAUUUCAAAAAAAAAAAAAAA
Molecule: messenger RNA, 1104 nt
Organism: Pseudomyrmex gracilis
Lineage: Eukaryota; Metazoa; Arthropoda; Insecta; Hymenoptera; Formicidae
Gene: mtTFB1
Product: dimethyladenosine transferase 1, mitochondrial
Exons: 3
Coding region: 25-1065 (346 amino acids)
Biological process (GO): rRNA methylation; transcription initiation at mitochondrial promoter
Cellular component (GO): mitochondrial matrix
Molecular function (GO): rRNA (adenine-N6,N6-)-dimethyltransferase activity; mitochondrial transcription factor activity
Source: RefSeq, a predicted model, not a curated record